UUUAUGGUUUUAGUUUGAUAGGAGUCGUAAAGAAAUCAACAUCGAACAAAGCACUCGAGCCGAGUACGCUGUUUUGCCCACGUGUGCGAGCCAGUGUCUGUGUGUGUGUGUCUGUCUGUGUUUGUGGGGAUCCCAGAGACAUAACGGUGAAAACGGUACUGAACACUAUUUCGCUCGCUCUCCGCCGUCGCGGUCGCUUUUUGGCGCUUCCCCAGCCCGUAAAGAUCGCACAGGCCGUAAAAAUAAUCAUAACAAUAAUCGUAAAAAAUUAGAACCGCAGUCGCACAGUGGCCCUCGCUCGGCGCAGACAUUAAACCCAAAAUAAUAACAAUAAUAAUAAUCGCCAUAAAAACACCAGCAAGCAAAUCAAAACAAAAACACAGACCGGGGGGCGAUAAACAGGAAAAAGAAUUCGCGCGCGUUUAUCUUUUUGAGAGUGUCUGGCAGGUGUCUGGAUUUAUCCCGCUACUAAUUGUGCAAUAUCACUAAAGUGUGCUAAAAAGUUCCAAUUGAUCAAGCCAAAUCCUACUACCUAAGUGUUUUAUCUACUAAUUCUUAAAAACGUGCACCUGAAAACUUGAAUCUGCCGCACAACGUUUUCUAGUCCCCCGCAAAACGAGCAAUAUAUCUACACACUAGCCGAGGAACGCAAAGGCAAAAGUUUUAACUCUUGCAGUCAAAAAAGAAAAUAAUCGUAGACAGCCAAAAAAUAAAAAAAAAAAUAAAAAUAAGAAAGAAAAAGUUUUAUCUCAAAGUUUCACUUCAACUGAGAAAUUUCCCAAGCUCCAGGAUUGAAGGAUAAGCACACGUAUUGGAUUAAAAAGUGCAAUUUUGGAUUAACCCAGGUGUAAAUGGAUUACAAAAUUGGAUUACUUACAUGGAUUACCACAAUUUAGCAGCACAUCGAAUAAGAGUUUCAAAAUCAAAAUUGAGGAAUACCAACUAGAGGAUAAGGCUACUUAAGGAUCAAAGGACACCAAGGAAGGGAGAUAACUUGUCACUUUUGGCCAAGACAGCAAACAGAGGAACAGUUAAGCGGAAAUCAUUUUAUACCUCACACCACAACUACACACUAUCUAAGAUUAGGAUACGCAACUGUACAUUGUACUUAAGUGUUCAAAGGAUAUUUAGUUUACUUUGUAUAUAAGAAAAAGUAGCUAAAAGCACGGAGGCAACAGGAGCACGGAGGAGCACCACCAACAGUCACUAGCCAGUAAAGAGCCGCUGAGCCGGUGAGCCGCAGUCACGAUCACGUUCACGCCAGGAUCAGGUUUGGGGGGAGGAGCCGGAGUCGGAGUCGGAGCAGGAGCAGCGGACGCUGAAGCAGCCGCCACAAUGACGAUGAGUACAAACAACUGCGAGAGCAUGACGUCGUACUUCACCAACUCGUACAUGGGGGCGGACAUGCAUCAUGGCCACUACCCGGGAAACGGCGUCACCGAUCUCGAUGCCCAGCAGAUGCAUCACUAUCCGAACCAGAACCCCAACCAUCAGGGCAACAUGCCCUACCCGCGCUUCCCGCCCUACGACCGCAUGCCCUACUACAACGGCCAGGGCAUGGACCAGCAGCAGCAACAGCAGCACCAGGUCUACUCCCGCCCGGACAGUCCCUCCAGCCAAGUGGGCGGGGUCAUGCCGCAGGCGCAGACCAACGGUCAGCUGGUCUCGCAGCAGCAACAGCCGUCGCAGAAUCAGCAACAACAACAGCAGGCGCAGCAGCAGGGUCCGCAGCAACACCAGCAGCAGCUCCCCCAGGUGACGCAACAGGUGACACAUCCGCAGCAGCAGCAACAGCAGCAGCCCGUCGUCUAUGCGAGCUGCAAGUUGCAGGCGGCCGUCGGGGGCCUGGGCAUGGUGCCCGAGGGUGGGUCGCCCCCGCUCGUGGACCAGAUGACCGGCCACCACAUGAAUGCCCAGAUGUCGCUGCCCCACCACAUGGGACACCCGCAGGCGCAGUUGGGGUAUACGGACGUUGGAGUUCCCGACGUGACAGAGGUGCACCAGAAUCAUCACAACAUGGGAAUGUACGGACAGCAGCAGACGGGAGUACCGCCGGUGGGUGCACCACCACAAGGCAUGAUGCACCAGGGCCAAGGGCCACCACAGAUGCACCAGGGCCAUCCCGGCCAACACACGCCCCCUUCCCAAAACCCGAACUCGCAAUCCUCGGGGAUGCCGUCUCCACUGUAUCCCUGGAUGCGAAGUCAGUUUGGUAAGUGUCAAGAACGCAAACGUGGCCGUCAGACGUACACACGCUACCAAACUCUGGAGCUGGAGAAGGAGUUCCACUUCAAUCGGUACUUGACCCGCCGGCGGAGGAUCGAGAUCGCCCAUGCCCUCUGCCUUACAGAGCGCCAGAUCAAGAUCUGGUUCCAGAACCGUCGCAUGAAGUGGAAGAAGGAGAACAAGACGAAGGGCGAGCCGGGAUCCGGAGGCGAGGGCGACGAGAUUACGCCACCCAACAGUCCGCAGUAGAUCGGGGACGGGAGUCCAGUUAAAUGAAAUUUCUAUCUAAAUACAAUUUACGUUAGUUCGGAGAGCGCAAAUGAAUAUGAAUUUACUUCGAUCCCAGAGGACUAUCUAUCUAUUAUCUAUCCAAUUCGUUGAACUUCGCGUGAACUUAACUAAACAAAGAGAGGAGCUCAGAACUCAGAACUCAACCUAAAACUUAGUUAAUUGUUAUUAUUUUCUACUUAUUAUUUAAUUGUACACGAAUGGCGAGUGGAGAAAGCGAACUAAGAUAAACGUAAAGAUAACGAUUACGAUAAAGAUACAAGUAAAGCGUAAAACUCAAACAAAACCAACUCAUGUGACCUCAGAUCUAAAUAAGCUAUAUUUAACUAUAAUGCAUAUAUAUACGUAUAAAUAUAUGGAUAACUAUACAUGAUACCAAGUAAAGCUAAAGGCAAGGAGUUAUAUAUAAAUAAAUAUAUAUGAAGCAUAUAUACUAUAUACACGAUAACAUUAGUUUUACGCGUCAUAAGUACUAUUAACUUAUAUAUACAAACCCAUCAUAAACCCUAAACCCUAAACAGUAAACUAAAUCAAUGUUUGUAGCAAUCCUAGCGCAAAAGCAUUAAAUAAAAACCAAUAAAAAUAAUAAAAAAAUGUGGCGUCAAAAUCCAUUGCAUGUUGGUUCAAAGAAACCCAAAACAUUUUAUAAAGCAGAACAUGUUAAUAGAGGACUUCUCCCUAAGGGAAGUUCGCCAAUUUAGACAAAGAAAUACCAAAACCACAGAAAGACGUUGCUUAAAGUAAACAAAACGUUUUCAUCUACAAUAAAAACACUAUACCAUACUUCUGUCGUAACUAUGAAUAGUAGGAAAUCGCAAACGAUUGGCAAAAUUCAGCAAGGACGUGAAGGGAUAAGGAUCUUUGGCUUAAAAACUUUCGAAAAACUUAAAAUCCGACUUCUGUCCAAUUUGCAGAUAUACUCGACUUGAAAAUAAAAUUGUUUUGCGUGUUUUUUUUUUUGUAAUUUAUAAUUUCUUGUGCAAUUUUUAGUUCUUGCAAAAAAUAUAAUUCGAAUUAGGUCGAAAAGGAUAUAAAGUAUACCGAUAAAGCAAAAAUAUGAAUUGGCAAAUUAAUGAAAACAAAUACGAAUUGUUAACAAGACAAGAACUCAAAGAAUAUGUAUAAAUAUUGAAAACCCUGUAAAGUAGUAAAUGAUGUGAGUGAAGUGAAUAACUAUUCGAGUAUAUGGGGAAUCCUUUUGAACGCAGAACCGAACGAUUUCUAUAUGAAUAUACGCCUAACAACUAUAUAAAUGUAUGUACGUAACUCAAACUCAAUUUCCACGCCAGAUGUGGAGAUCUAUAUACCAAAGUCAAACGAAUGAAAGGAUGGAAGAGAAAAUAGUAAAGCAUCGUAUGUUUAUAUGUAGAUAUAUAAUUAAACAAACCCAAUAUAAAACUCGUAACUUUGUAGAGCGUUUCGUUUUGUAAAUCCCCCAAACAGCCCCUUACCCAUUACCCCCAACCGAUUCCCAGUCCCAGGUGAAAGGAUUUGUGAUUUGCAUGAAAAGAAAUUGUCAAAGGAUAUCGAAAAAAUGAACACUUUUCAGUCGAUUGGCUAUAAACACCCAUGAGAACGGAAUUCAACUCAAUCCAGAUACGUAACUUUCGGCCUCAUUCUGUAAGAAACUAACUAUUUAAGUUUCAAUUCAAAAAUAUUUAAAAUGAACAUAGGAUGUAGAAAUUCACAAGAAACAAAAUUCGAAUGCGUUGAUAAAAAAUAUAUAUAUAUAUUUGAAUAAACAAAAAUAAAAAAAAAUAAAAACUAAAAGAAAACCCAAACAUUUGUGCGAAAUUGAAACGAAAUGUGGAAGCUAAACAAUUUGUUGUAAAUAAAAUUAAAAUUUUAGUAUAAACAUGAUGAUGAAUGCAGUUGAAGAGCUGUAAAGGCAAAGCAAAAAGCAUAAUGAAAA
Molecule: messenger RNA, 4426 nt
Organism: Drosophila bipectinata
Lineage: Eukaryota; Metazoa; Arthropoda; Insecta; Diptera; Drosophilidae
Source: RefSeq, a predicted model, not a curated record